CUGCGGCUCAGCGAACAGUAUCUGUUUAUCCAGAUUGCGGCACAGAGAGACAAUCUAGUGGUCUGAUCCAUGUAGCUCAUUUCUCAGGGUCAGUGCAAAAUCCUUAACUGAGGCACUUGCACCUUAUGUGGCUACACGAUGCAGUCUGAGCAGAAACAAGUGGUGAUGGGGUCUCUCUAUGAGCCUCAUGAGGUCGAAUACAUCGACGACGAACAACAAUACCUGCACUCAUGGCGGCUCGCCAUCGUCAUCUCGCUACUCUUUUUUGGGCAACUGCUCAUGGCAUUGGACGUCAAUAUCAUUAAUGUCGCUAUUCCGGAAAUCUCAACACGCUUCCAGUCCCUGGAUGAUGUAGCAUGGUAUGGAUCAGCGUACUUGCUCACCAUCACGGCUUUUCAGCCUUCCUUUGGUACAAUAUAUCGGUAUUUCAACAUCGACAUAGCCUACAAGACAUGCAUAAUCAUUUUUGAAGUCGGCUCGACUAUGUGCGCUGCCGCGACCUCCUCGAAGAUGUUUAUUGUCGGUCGUGCUAUUGCGGGAUUUGGCGCAGCUGGAGUACUCCAGGGUGCCUUGGCUGUGAUUAUGCAGGUGGUAGAGCUGCAAAAACGACCUUUAUAUAUGGGUGUAGUGAUCAGUGUCUUCGCCGUCACGGUUUGUGUAGGGCCUGUCCUUGGCGGACUCUUUACUCAGAAGGCGACGUGGAGGUGGUGCUUUUGGAUAAACCUUCCUAUCGGAGGAGUUGUACUUGUACUGCUUUUCCUUUUUUUGAAAGUCCCAGGAACGCAGAACUCGAGCAGAAGCCUUCCAGUCUCGGCAAAACUUAGACGUUUCGACCCACUAGGCUGUUCGCUCUUUAUAGGGGCAGUGACGUGUGUUCUUUUGGCUCUUCAAUGGGGCGGUCAAAGUCUGCCUUGGAACUCAGCAACGGUCAUCGGACUGCUUGUCGGAUUCUGCGCCUUGAUCUGCGUUUUUGGCUACGUACAGUGGAAAGCCCAAGAUAGGGCUACAAUUCCACUACGUGUGCUCCGGCGAAGGAACAUUUGGACAUCAGCUAUUGUGCUUUUCUUAACUCAGGCUACACUGUACUUGCUUUCCUUCUACAUUCCAUUCUAUUUUCAGACGGUCCGAGGGGAGGGUCCGAUCCAAGUAGGCGUCCGUUUCAUUCCAAUGAUGUUACCAGAAAUACUGGCCUUGGUAGCGGUGGGCGCCCUCGCCACGCAUUAUGGAUACUACGUCCCAUACAUUGUGUUCGGAGAAAUUAUCUGCGUGACUGGUCUAGUACUGUUGACGCGUUUGUCUCCUACCACGCAGACCUUGUACUGGGCUGCCUCCAUGGUUGUGACGGGGAUAGGCAUGGGUAUUGCGAUGCAACUUCCGUAUACCGCUAUCCAAGUGACUUUAGAAGAAGAAGACGUGCCCAUUGGCAACGCCAUUGCUGUCUUUAGCAGUCAGCUCGGAGGCGCUAUCGCAAUCGCUAUGGGUCAGACGAUUGUCCUCAACACCCUCGUACAUGAUGUUCCCGCCGCUAUACCUUCACUUUCUGGAAGACUGGUAAUGGCCGCAGGUGCAGCUGACCUUCGCAGAAUUGCUGGUUCUGCAGGCAUUGAAGCAAUACUUCGAGCUAUCUGGAACAAGGCUAUUGUAAGGACGAUGUAUCUAGCAGUGGCACUCACUGCUUCGGCUAUUCCUUUCACCAUGGCUAUGCAAUGGCUGAAUGCGACUAAAGUGGCAAAAGAACGCAAAGCUGGGACCUGGAAUGGGGGGAAUCAAGACGAUGAGACAAACAAGGGAAAGAAUGAUGCUCUGGGUUCGAGCAAGGAAGUUGUCUCUUCCACCAUAACCUAG
This is a messenger RNA of Lindgomyces ingoldianus, 1845 nucleotides long. Its product is annotated as MFS general substrate transporter. The record is from RefSeq and is a predicted model, not a curated record. The coding region runs from base 139 to 1845 and encodes 568 amino acids. NCBI's taxonomy places the organism in Eukaryota, Fungi, Ascomycota, Dothideomycetes, Pleosporales, Lindgomycetaceae. Gene Ontology annotation, molecular function: transmembrane transporter activity. The transcript has 8 exons. Gene Ontology annotation, biological process: transmembrane transport.